This is a messenger RNA of Serpula lacrymans var. lacrymans S7.9, 360 nucleotides long. RefSeq lists its product as uncharacterized. Lineage: Eukaryota; Fungi; Basidiomycota; Agaricomycetes; Boletales; Serpulaceae. The record is from RefSeq and is a predicted model, not a curated record. The transcript is spliced from 2 exons. The coding region runs from base 1 to 360 and encodes 119 amino acids.
AUGAUGGACGAAAUUCUAUACCCCAAGCAUUACCCGUCUACCGGUCAUGUGCUACAAAUCAAAGAUUCUAUGCGCAAAGUUCCUUCUGCAUAUCAGAGCAGAGAUUCAGACGUUGACAUUCAGGCCAUAUUCCAGGGGUGGCAGCAAAGAAUGGGCCAUGCCGUGGGCAAUGAUAUUUUGUUUGGCCACAAUGUCAAUGCUCCAACCACUCUCCCAUUAGCAGAAAGGGAGCACCUUAGGCAAGAUCCUGUUCUUCUGGAGGUCGAAGAAGAGCGCAAACAGGCAACAAAUCAGUUGGCAAAAUUGGAAGAUAGUGAAGAAAAUAUUGUAGCGCAGGGCGAUGUCAUGCACCAAAGCUGA